AUGUCUGAAAAAGAUUUAGUCAAAUAUACAAGGAAACUCCUGGUGUCUCCACCUACUUUCACCGCAAAUGAUCUUUUCAACGCCAUAACACUGAUUAUGGAAUUAUUAGCAAGCACAAAUGAAACUCAUCCUGACGGUGAAGUCGACCUAGAAUUCAUGUCAACAUAUAUAAAAAUUGCAAGCUUCUUAUCAUCAUUAAGAACUACCGGAUUAGAUCAUACAGCUGAAUAUAUCGCACAAGCUGCAAAGGCCGUCUUACAAUUUUCAGAUAUGGUUGAUUUAACUAGUGAAACCGCAUCUUCUUCUUCCACGAAUACCGAACAAGAAACAAUUUUAGAUAUCGUUGGUACAGGUGGUGAUGGACAAAACACUUUCAAUGUAUCCACUUCAGCAGCUAUAGUCGCAUCAGGUAUCCCCGGUAUUAAAAUAUGUAAACAUGGUGGGAAAGCUUCAACUUCGAAUAGUGGUGCUGGUGAUUUAAUCGGUAUAUUAGGAUGCGACUCUUCAAAAGUUACCGCAAAGACGGUAAAUUUAUUAUGGAAUGAUAAUCAAUUUCUUUUCCUUUUAGCACCAUAUUUCCAUGACGGGAUGGGGAGAGUGGCAUUGAUAAGGAAAUUGCUGGGGAUCCCGACUAUUUUCAACGUUUUGGGUCCACUUUUACAUCCUGUAAAACAUAUCCAUAAGAGAGUCCUUGGUGUUUAUUCAAAAGACUUGGCCUUAGAAUAUGCAAAAGCUGCCGCAUUAGUGUACCCUGAUAGUGAAACAUUUGUUGUUUGGGGGAAUGUAGGAUUAGAUGAAGUUUCACCUAUUGGGAAGACUACUGUGUGGCAUGUAAAUUCGGAUAAAAAUAAAAAAGAGAGGGGACAUAUAGAAUCAUUUGAUUUGGAACCUUCAAUGUUCGGGUUAAUGGAACAUCCAUUAGACCAAUGUGCUUCAUUGGGACCAAGAGAGAAUGCAAGAAUACUGACAGAAGAAAUUUUAUCAGGUAAAUAUUCAUAUGGUGAUAAUCAUCCAAUCUAUGAUUACAUACUUUUAAACACAGCUGUUUUAUAUUGUCUAAGUGAAGGACAUAGAAAUUGGAAACAAGGUGUCAUUGAAGCAGAUAAGAGCAUCCAAUCUGGUGCUUCAUUAAGAGCAUUGUCUCACUUUAUAAAAGACGUUCAAUCGUUAUAA
Messenger RNA from Naumovozyma dairenensis CBS 421, 1173 nucleotides. RefSeq names its product anthranilate phosphoribosyltransferase (gene TRP4). Gene Ontology annotation, molecular function: anthranilate phosphoribosyltransferase activity. The record is from RefSeq and is a predicted model, not a curated record. Gene Ontology annotation, biological process: L-tryptophan biosynthetic process. Lineage: Eukaryota; Fungi; Ascomycota; Saccharomycetes; Saccharomycetales; Saccharomycetaceae. The transcript has a single exon. Bases 1 to 1173 code for a protein of 390 amino acids. Gene Ontology annotation, cellular component: cytosol.